AUGGGGAAGAAAGAGAGAAUUGGGAACAUAUUUUCUGGUAGUGUGGACAAAGUAAAAGCAGAUUUAACAUCUCUAGAAUCCAAACUUAAAGAAUUUAAAUACAUGCAAAACCAUCACGAGAAAGGAACUGUAGAUAUAAAAGAAGAUGUUUUUAGUUUGGAGAAAUACAUUAAACAACAAUUUGCAGAACUGCACCAGUUUCUCCUAGACAAGGAACAACAACUCAUCCAGCAGCUGAAGAAUGCCGAAGCAAAUACUCUGAAACGGAUGGAAGGAAAUCUCGAGUGCAUUAAACAAGAGAUCGUUACCUACCUUGUGACAGACUCUGAUGGCAACUUGGAGGACAAGAUUAAAGGAGAGGACAGCCUGAAAAUAAUGGAAGAAAAUGUUAAAUCUGUUGAAAAUGAUGCUGUGUCCAUUAAGGGCAUUAGUCACAGCAACAUGGAGAUCAGACAACAGGAACCUGUUGGUUUGCUAACAGAAGAUGUUUUUAAUUUGGAGAAAUACAUUAAACAACAAUUUGCAGAAUUGCACCAGUUUCUCCUAGACAAGGAACAACAACUCAUCCAGCAGCUGAAGAAUGAUGAAGCAAAUACUCUAAAACGGAUGGAAGGAAAUCUCGAGUGCAUUAAACAAGAGAUCGUUACCUACCUUGUGACAGACUCUGAUGGCAACUUGGAGCUCAAGAUUAAAGAAGAGGACAGCCUGAAAAUAAUGGAAGAAAAUGUUAAAUCUGUUGAAAAUGAUGCUGUGGCCAUUAAGGGCAAAGUGGAAUAA
Protopterus annectens (West African lungfish) is the source of this 777-nucleotide messenger RNA. Its product is annotated as involucrin-like. The transcript is spliced from 5 exons. The coding region runs from base 1 to 777 and encodes 258 amino acids. NCBI's taxonomy places the organism in Eukaryota, Metazoa, Chordata, Ceratodontiformes, Protopteridae. The record is from RefSeq and is a predicted model, not a curated record.